Paramuricea clavata is the source of this 7246-nucleotide messenger RNA. The record is from the annotation of a GenBank genome assembly. Lineage: Eukaryota; Metazoa; Cnidaria; Anthozoa; Malacalcyonacea; Plexauridae.
AUGUAUAUAACUGUAGGUGCAGAUGAUCUGGUCCUUAAAGCACAAGUCCUUGCUGGUGGCAGAGGAAAAGGUGUGUUUGAAGGAGGCUUACAUGGAGGAGUGAGGAUUGUAUUUAGGUAAUUGUUUUAGGUAAAUUGUUUGAAACUGUGUAUUAACUUUAAAGGAUUAGUAUCACACCAUGGUAUUAAUAUUGUGGGCUUUUGUUAUUGUUUCUAUGUUAUCCAAAUCAACAAAUAACAAUAAAAAUGUCUUGCUACAGUACAAUACUGUCACUACUAGGUACAUUUCUAAUGAGAAUCAGAUAAAAGAAGCAAAGAUUCUCAAGGGAUGGUUUAAAUAUCCGACAGAUUACAAAAAACAUUUCUAGACCUAUUGAUCUGCUCGGCCCAAAACAUUUCUAGACCUAUUGAUCUGCUCGGCCUAUAAAAUGGCCCCCAGCAGGAACUUGAGCCUGCAAGACCUUGGUGUGGCACUAAUUCAUUUGAGGCUACUUAGGACAAAAAUAUUUCAUCUCUGACUAGUACAUUUUUAAAAUUUAUCACAUCUAUGUAUUCAAGUCGGAAUUGUGUUUUUAUGGCUAUAGCUAAACAUAUGAAUUGCUUAUUGCUAUAAUAUUGCCAAAGAUUGAAUCCAUUUGGAUCCGUCAUGUUGUAGCCAGGGGUGGAAACAAUAUGCGAGCACUGCUCGCAGGAAAUAUGUUAAAUAGCUGCAGGAAAUUCGUUUGAAAGAGGUGUGCAAAUCUGAUCCGAAACUGAUCCAAAUUGAAUCCGAUCCGCAGUGGCGGAAAUUCACUUUCUCCGUUGUUGGGGCAAAGCCUCCUAAAUUUCCGACAAAACUGUCAAAUUUCCGACACCCCCCCCCCCCAUUUGCACUCAAAAAGACUGUUUUUAGCCCUCUUUUAGGUCAAAAUUUCCGAAAAUUAAUCAGUUUUCCGUGAAGGGGGGGGGGGGCGCCCCCCUGCCCCACCAAGAUUUCCGCCACUGCCGAUCCAAUCGGACUUGUUCGGAUUUCGGAACCAAAAUAUUCAUUUCGGAUCGGAUUGAUAAAGUUGUUUCGUAGUCGGAUUGGAUCGGAUCGGACUUCGAUAUCCCAAAUAAAAUGAAUUAAUUAUCCACGCAUUAUCGCAAGAAUUAAUUAUCCAUGCAUUUAUCAAAGAUUAUCGCAGUUGUCGCUGCAUUAUUCGUUUGAUAGUUCAAUUGGACGUCAAGUGCUUUGUCAGCUUCUUGACAUGUAUUUCUUGAUUUUAUAUUUAUUUGGUUAAAUAUUUCAACUUGAUUACUUGAAUGAGAAAUUUAUUUUAUUAAAGAAUUCUUCGGAUCGGAUCGGAUUGGAAUUAUUCUUUAUCAAAACUCGGAUUCGGAUUAGACAAUUUCGGAUCGGAUUUUAAACAUUAGGUAAUUGUCGGAUUAUAAACGUCCAAUCCGAUGCACACCUCUAGUUAACACCCAUGUCCCACUGUGGGCACAACAACAUAUGCUUGACAGACAUUAUUCCUUGAAUUUAAAACCAUGGUCAGCUAGAACAUUUAUAUAAUAUGUUUAUGCACAUGCAGAUUUAGCAAAAAAAUACACCGUUAAUUGGUCUGCAGGACAUUUUUGUCUCCAAGUUGUGCUCCAUGUUGUGCCAAUUUUUUAGGGGAUUUUUUUCUAGUUUAUAUACUCCAUGCUAUCAUACUGCAUCCACCGCAUCUACCACAUCCUUAUUUGUAAUCAUGAUAUAAACAUAAUUGGGUCGUUCCAGAAAAGAUCGAUACUCCCCCAUGGAAGAAAUUUCUGCCAUCCAGAGGGGGAGGGGAGAAAAAAUUGUUUCUGAUAAUAGUAAAUGUAUUAGGACAUCCGAAGAGGGUAGGGGGGUUAACUUUCUAUUUCCUCUGUGGGGAUGGUAUGGAUGUUUUCUGGAAUGACCCAUUUUAGCCUUUGCUGAAAAAUUUUGUGCCAUAGAUGCCAAGUAGUUGACUAUUUUUAAAUUUGUUUGUUAUAUGUUGUUGGUAGAUGCAAAUGAAAUAUGGAAUAUCCCAUCACUUGUCCAUUCAUUGUAGCUUCAGUUUCAUAAUAUUGAUUCAUGCUAUGGCUAGAUUUUGAGGUUGUCAUGCAAUUGUUUAACCUAUUGAGCCGAAGUGCGCCCCAGUGGGCCCUACUUCUUCAGGUGAUUUUACUCAUCAAUGGGGAAGCUCUGCAGCUUAAUGGCUUAAUAUAAUGCAAAUCUUAAAUUUGGUCAAACAGUGUUCCCUAUUCAUGAUAGUCUGCCACAUUUUUGAGAUCAGUGAGGAUGAACGGUGAACCAUAUCCCACGAUUAUUGACGAACUUUAGACUUUGCUAAUGCUUUCCUUUCCCUGGGGCUAAAUAGCCGUGCGGAAUUACAGUAGCACCCUCGCCCCGGGCUUAUGCCUGGAACAGCGCUCUGCACCAUUGGCUCGGGGAUAAAAUUUAUUGGAUGUCAGUGAUCGAACCUGGCCAUGGCAACAGUUGUACAUUUCGAAGAGGCGAAUAAAUAAAAUAAUAAAAAUAUGCACACAUGACCAGUUGCUACUGUAUGUCUCGCUUUUACUCUGCUGGGUGUACUCUUCUUCGAAAUACUGUUUUUGACUUCUGCAAAUAUUCUAUUCUGUCGCAGUCCAGAGGAAUGUAAGGAAUAUGCAGCGAGGAUGAUUGGAAAGAAACUAUUCACAAAGCAAACUGGAGAGAAAGGCAGACUUUGCAACAAGGUGAUUACAGUAAUGUUGCCUUUCAUUUUUUUACCGUACCCUCUAGUAGUACAGCAGGAAGCUAGUUUCUGAUAUUCUGCGUGGACCAAUGAAAGCAAAAGGUGUCCUGCAAAAGGUAUCCUGUAACCUUAAGACAGUUUCUUGUCAGGUCUCCGUACUAGAUUAAGUCUUGCUUAAGUUCGCUAUUGAAUACAUAAGGCAUAAAACCACGCCGGGACGUCCAGACUUCCACGCUAUCAAUUAAAUAAAUACCACCAAAUACUUGCAUGACGUGGGUACGGUAAGUAUUCUUUUAUUAAACUUAUACUGAAUAAAGAGAUACUGAUUAACAUUAUGCUCACCACAUAGGUCUUGAUUUGUGAGAGGUUAUAUUCCAGAAGAGAGUAUUAUUUUGCAAUAACGAUGGAAAGAUCUUUUAUGGUAAGAACAAAUACUAACAGCAUAAUACUGUAUGUCAGUUUAAACGAAUUUAAAUAUUAAGCAAUCUGUAUGAGCGUAUACAACGCGGUUGAGUAUAAUCAUUAUAAUACGUUUUUGUUGAUAUGUAUCAGUGAAUUAGAUAUCCCACGUUUGUGCAUACAUAGUAAUUAUGUGUGUCUAGAUCGGGCAAUACCGGCAGCUGAGUGGUUUGAGCGCUGGUACGAUAAACCAGAGACCUUGGGUUCGAUUCCCGGUUGGGAUACUCAGAAAAUAUUUUUCAGUAGAUGAUUUGACUCCAAGGGCAAACAACAAGUAAUAUUUUGACAAAAUUCACAAAAAUACUGUAGGCCCUAUUCAGCGAUAUAUACUCAGUAACACUCGUGGCUAAGAUUGCAUUCAGAACCACAUUUUUUUGUUUCCUGUUGCCAAAACAAUAAACGGACAAGAUCUAUUAACAUUUUAAACGAAUUUACCUCUAUUCUUUCUUACUUUAAUUACAUAAUUAUAUGAAAGUCUCUUAGUUGAAGCAAGGAAAGAGUUAAAUUUGUGCUUUUGGACGACAUCGAUAUCUAUAUUUCUCUUUCAACACAGUCCUAUUGUUACUGAAAAUCUAAACCUUAGUUAAAACAUUGAAAUCCUACUAUUUACAAAUAAAAAUUGGCGUUCUAUAUUAAUUUCGCUGUUAUCACAGCGUCGUCAGUAAUCCGCCUGACGAGGCUAUAUGAUAACAGCGAAAUUAAUAUAGAACGCCAAUUUUUAUUUGUAAAUAGUAGGAUUUCAAUGUUUUAACUAAGGUUUUAGAUAUUUUUAGUAACAAUAAGACUGUGUUGAAAGAGAAAUAUAGACAUUGAUGUCGUCCAAAACUCAAAAGCACAAAUUUGUUUUAAUUACAUUGCAUACAGUAUAUUGCUGUUGUAAAGUAUAAUCCAGUUUAAAAUAUCCUACUGUAAGUGAGCGAUAUUUCAUUUGUUUAGUAUUUAAUUAAUCAUGCUGGAUUUUGAGGGGAGGAGUGAAGAGAUGCGCACCUCCGCUGAUAUCGUUUUGCAACUACUCUGAGAAUUGUUCCAUCUCCGCUGAAAACUGAUGCCCCUCCCCUUGAUAUAUCAAAGUCAAAUUUAACAGUAACUUUAAUUAUUGUUAUUAAUUUUUUGUGUUGCUUAAGGUCUACACUUCAAAUGUAAUAAAUUAUGAAUAUCAUUCAUUUAUGUGUCCCUUUUAAACCUGUUUUCCACUUCAACUGUAUCGUACCGAAACGUACCGUACUGGCGGGCAUGCGUAGAUUGACGAUAUGUUGAUAAAUUCAUGUACUUCCGAGUGUAUUCGCGUACCAAAAUGAAUAGUUCGUCGCAAAUCAAUUUCUUGACAUACUACGGAAGCACUAACCAAGUUUUAAAUUUUUUGCUACUUUUCGGUAUGGUACGCUUGAAGUGGAAAACGGUCUAUAGUACACACUUUACUUUGUAGUCAUACAAUCAUAAUUCAUAAAUACAUUGACACGUAUAUACUGUACAUUACAUGUACUGUAUAUAGUCAUGUUGUCGACUUUAGAGGGGCACGUCGUGAACCCUAACAUGCCAGAGAGGGUGGGUCCAAAUGGCUGCACCAACCCUAGAAUGUGCCCGCCGCCUCUCCCAGCAUUUACACCACAAUCCAGCCUUGAUUUAAAAAUUCCUUGGAUUUAGUUACCAUUAUUGUUGUGCUUUUCUAACUACAAAUUACCGAAACCAGCACUCUAAAAUAUCACGUUUCUUCUAUUUCUAGGGUCCAGUACUUGUUGGAAGUCACCAAGGUGGAGUAGAUAUAGAGAAGGUUGCUGCGGAACAUCCAGAUGCCAUAUUUAAAGAACCCGUGGAUAUUAAUAAAGGUAAGACUGAUUUAGCCAAAACCUGUCUAUAGUAGAGUGUGUUUGUUACAACGUCCUUGCCCAUCGACCCAGGCUAUGAUGUCAGCAAUCGUUUAUGGUAGUUCGCCACAUCAAGCCAAGUCAUUUUUUUUUUCUUCAUCGCACAUUGAGCGAGGCAGAUUAUCUCAAAAAGUCUGUUUAAUGGUGUACCCAGAGUUGUCGUAUGACGAAGCAAUCAAACGUAGCAAACUGACAACACUUUCUGAAAGAAGGUCAAAAAAGGCUUGUGGAAAAUUAUUUUCACAAAUUGUUAUUGACUCGAUAACAAUCGCCUAGACAAUCGCCGGUUAUUACCAAAUAUUUCCUCCUUACCGCAGUCUUUGUUAAAUGUUUGCAUAAAAUGACAAAACCUCCAAAAUAUAAGUCUCCGAAAUGACUAGACAUAUCAUUUCAGAGAGUUUAAAUUUCAUAAUCUUCACAGAGAGACGUAAGCCCUCAGACAACCCCACACACACACACACACACACUACCACCACCAUGACUACCACAUAGCCGCCUACUUCUUUCAAAAAGCCUCCUACUCCAAAUUGGGUGCUCUAAUAAUAAAUUGUCUAGAUUGCUGCCAGCAAAAACACUAUCAAUACGUAUUCUUAAGGAAGAGUCGAACUUCCUAGUUCCCAAAAUUUGUACAGAACGUUUUAAGAACUCUUUAGUUACUGUACAGUAGUUACUUACAGUAUGAUACUUCUGUGUUUUAAGUUAUUCAACAAUUAUCACCAUUCAUAAUUCACUAUUGAAUGUAAAUUUCGGUUCGAUUAAACUGUUAAACCGUUUUUGGUUUGCAUUACACAAUUUUGUAGUGCAUCCAAUUCCGGCGCAGUAUGGGUGGUGAAGUUCAAUCGAAUAGUCCAGUUGCCCAGGGCCGGCAUAAUUUGGGCCGUGGGUGUUGUCAAGAGCGUUAUUUUUAUCGCACAAAGCAAAGCAAACGCAUUACUGUUGAAAAGUAACACAGGACUGGUAUGCUUCAAAUACCAUGGGCAUGACGACUAUGCUUGGUAUCUGCAAUCGUCGUUAAAUGAAAAAAAAACAUGCCAUACCACUUCCGCUUUAUUUGAAAUCCAGGAUGUAUAUCAUGACAUCGAAGGAACUAGGACUGCAAGUUCUAGCUAGAACAUUACUACGUUACCUAUUAGUUCAAGUAUGAAAAGCAUGUCACUGGCAGUAAGACAUGAAACGACUCAAGAGUAAUUCUCAAUAAUUUUUUCUGUGUUAAGCAUAUCAUAAUGGGAAGCGUAAUACGUAGUUAUGUGUAAUCUUAUUGUUACGGUACUUUAUUAGGGUUAGGUCUGGAGCAGGCCACAAAAUUUGCCAGAACAAUGGGUUUCUCUGAAAGCUGUGUACCGUCUGCUGCUGAUACAAUAAUGAAACUUUACCAAAUAUUUAUUGAGAGAGACGCCUUACUAAUCGAGAUCAAUCCUAUGGCUGAGGAUUCUCUUGGAAGAGGUACAGUAGAUUUGUGGCAAGAAAGCUAGACCUGUAGACUGUAGUUGUUCGCACUGAUUUAUUUGUCCAAUAAACUUUAUACCGUAUAUAUACUAGUUUAAUAAUAUAUUUAUCAUUUAUAAACCUGGAGCGAGGGGGAUUCGGCGUAAUGUUACCCGGAGUGAUGAUAUCCCCGAGGGAAAUAUCACUGAGGGUAAGAUUUCGCCGAAUCACCCGAGCGAAGGUCUAUAAAUGAUAUAUUAUAUCGAAAAUUAAGAAUAUAAAACUUUCCACAUACCUUCGUGAAUACGAUGUUUUGUAAUUCUUAUUAGCGCAAGUAGUUGUCAUUUUUCUUUCGAAUUACUGUAACUAUGUUGGAGAAUAUGAAUAGAAAAAUGAAUGCCUCAACUUGUAAUUGAGCAUGAAGUCGCUGGGCUAUUGAGAUACUCGAGUGUGGCCACUGUCUCAGAGACAAAAAAUAUUUACCAUCUACGAGAGAUAUCCAAUCGACAUAUGACGGACUUUACAGAUAUAUACCUAAUAGCUGUCAUCGAUGUGAAAACAACUAAUUAGAAACGUAAAACUUUAAUUUACAAUCACCAGCUUAUUUGCUUUUGGAUCCCAAUUUAUAUAGUUGUGUGUAUGGAUGCCAAACUUAAUUUUGACGACAACGCUGCAUUCCGUCAAGACGAUUUAUUUCAACAACGAGACUGGACUCAGGAGGAUGAAAGAGAAGUAGAAGCUGCAGCAUAUAAUCUCAAUUAUAUUGGCUUAGAUGGAAGUAUAGGCUGUCUAG